This is a messenger RNA of Ictalurus punctatus (channel catfish), 1602 nucleotides long. RefSeq lists its product as uncharacterized. The transcript is spliced from 3 exons. The coding region runs from base 196 to 963 and encodes 255 amino acids. Lineage: Eukaryota; Metazoa; Chordata; Actinopteri; Siluriformes; Ictaluridae. The record is from RefSeq and is a predicted model, not a curated record.
UGGAGAAUGUGAGUUAGAGAACCUGAUUGAGUUUGUUUUAGUGACGACAGGUUUAGGCAGAGUCUGUGACGUGAGUGUGUGUAUGAGGUGAGCUAAGGGAGUACUGAGCAAGCACACACACACACACACAGCCAAUCCCUGAGAGAGCACCAGCAGUAUACAGAUAAGUGAUAACCUCAAUUAUUUGGAAAAAUCAUGACGAUCGGCAAAAGCUCCAAAAAGCAAAAGGCUCCUCGGUCUCCUCCUUUCCUAGACCGGGCCAGUGGAUUCUAUGGACGUUUAGAUGAAAUAGAAACGGAGUCCAAGACAGAAACGCAUUUCACAGAGAAACAACCAGCGUCUAAGCCUGUGGCAGGAGAAAUUAACAGCAGAGAGUUGCCAGAUGAUCAGGAGCACUGUGUGUACGAUUUCAGCGAGGGCAUGAUGGAGGACGAUGGGACCACCCUAUUGAAGAGGAAGCCGAGCCGACUGAGCCGGCAUUGGAGCAGGAAAAGCUCCAGGAGGACCAAAUCUGAUAAAUCGUCCCUGGAGAUGCACAUUCAACACACUGAGACUGAGGUGGCUCCUUCUAUUAACCCGAGAUUGGAUGUGCACUUAGAAACUCAGCCUGAAACAUUAUCAGGCAGCAGAGCUCCAGAACCCAUGCUAAUCUACUUCUCUGUAAGAGAGGAAGAUGAUGAUCAGAAGCUCAUUCCUGAAGGAAAGGAGAGACAAAGGGGGAUGAAGGAAAACAGGAGAGAAGGAGCGGUGGAGGGGAAACCAGAAGUAGAGAACAUGAAGGUCGUUAAAAGGAGUUCUCUUAGGAAUUAUCACAAGGUUUUGGAUAAAGCACUAAGACGAGGAUGGGAGACCUUUGUUGCUAACUUGUACAGUGUGACCCUCUCUCCUGUUUCCUCCUCUGUGUCCUCACCAAGCAAGACUGAAAUGGACAGGAAGGCUGCUUUGGCAGAUUUUAGAUGCUGAUUUAAUUUAAAUAUAAAUUAUCAAUUUCAGUUGUUAAUUGCUUUAAAAUGUGUUUGGUAAUCACGAUGUAGUAAUUGUUAUUACAUGUAUUUUUUAUAAGCUGUAUUUAUAUUUGAUUUAUCUCCACAAGAAUCACCUUUCUUAGUUAGUUUGUUUGUUUAUGUUACUACAGUAUCUAACAUGGAUCUUGUUUAAGGACGGUUUGUGUUCUAUAACCUGAGAAAGCAAGAUUCAUAUCCGGAAAAUGCCUGAGGUUGUAGUUUUGGUUCUGACUUGGGUGCAGGACACGAUGAAUUAUGUUACUGCUCAAUAAGCUUUUGUCCGACAGAACAAGAACGAUCUCCCAAAACAUAAUGGAAUCAUUUUAGGAUUUGUUAUGAUUGUUGUGAAACUGAUUGAGCUGAGAACAGUAUUACGGAGGCAGAGCUCAUUGAUGUCAUUUGUCUUUGCUAGUGGGCCAUGACCCUGGGACUAAAACUCCAACACUGGGAGCUCAUAUCUUCCUGGCUUUGAAGUCCAUGACUGAGCCAGCUGAGUUGUUUUUAUUGAUCAUAAUCCAUUCAUAAGAAUUAAUGACCUUAUAUGAUCGGGACUACAGAGAAAUAAAUAAAUAAAUAAAAAUACAUUUUAUUGUAAAAA